AUGAAGCUUUCACAGGGACUCAUCGCUGCCUCUUUGGCUGUCGGUAUUAUGGCAGGGUGCCGACGGGCACCCGAACUGUGCAAGUCAGACGUUGGUCCUAUCUCACGAGGCCUGACAACCGGAUGGGUUUGCAGUCUUCCGGAAGAUAUGCCCUGCCAAACGACUUGUGAGAUUACUGGCGAGAGGCAACGAUCCGAGCCUGGUGUGGUCGGAUGGGAAACGAUGAAGUGCUGCAAGCCGCAGACCGACUGUAAGGCAGUCAUAAACCUAAAAAGAUCCAUAAUAGGAAUGCUGACAAACACGUGCUCUGAAGGUUGA
Molecule: messenger RNA, 318 nt
Organism: Colletotrichum aenigma
Lineage: Eukaryota; Fungi; Ascomycota; Sordariomycetes; Glomerellales; Glomerellaceae
Exons: 1
Coding region: 1-318 (105 amino acids)
Source: RefSeq, a predicted model, not a curated record